This is a messenger RNA of Trachymyrmex cornetzi, 357 nucleotides long. RefSeq lists its product as uncharacterized. NCBI's taxonomy places the organism in Eukaryota, Metazoa, Arthropoda, Insecta, Hymenoptera, Formicidae. The transcript has a single exon. Bases 1 to 357 code for a protein of 118 amino acids. The record is from RefSeq and is a predicted model, not a curated record.
AUGGAAAGGAUAAGAAGAUUGGAGAGGAGGAGUGAAUGGAGGGAGAGAGAGGAAAGGAAAAGAAAUAUCAUUGUAAAAGGGUUAAAUGUAGAAAGGGAAAUAGAGGGGAAGAUAGAAGAGUUAAUAGGAAGUAUAGAAGUUGGGGUGGGGGUAGAGAAGAUAAGAAAGAUAAAAGCGGGUAGGCAGGAGAAGGGGUGGAUGGUGAUGGUGAUGUUGGGGAGUGUAGAGAAUAAAGGAAAGAUAAUAAGGAAUAAGUGGAAGCUGAAGGGAAGGGAUAUAUGGAUAGAGGAAGAUUUGACUUGGAAAGAGAGGAAGAUGAGGUGGAUGAUGAGACAUGUGGUAAUGAAAGAGGGGUGA